Emiliania huxleyi CCMP1516 is the source of this 1251-nucleotide messenger RNA. RefSeq lists its product as hypothetical. The transcript is spliced from 4 exons. The record is from RefSeq and is a predicted model, not a curated record. Lineage: Eukaryota; Haptophyta; Isochrysidales; Noelaerhabdaceae. Bases 1 to 1251 code for a protein of 416 amino acids.
AUGACACUCUCAACACACCAGGACCUCUCCGCCUGGGACGUGUCGGCCAUCACCACCUACAAUAUGUACCGGAUGUUCUACUAUGCCGCCUCCUUCUCCCAGAAGCUCUGCUCCGACGUGUGGAUCAACACUUGGAGCCGCGUGUACUAUUCGCACCGGCAGCAGGUCUUCAGCGGCACCUCCGGAGGGAACGACAUCACGACUGCCUGGGACGCGCUGCCCUCCAGCUUCCGCUCGAACCUGUACACCGUGCAGGGCGUCGCGACGGGCACGACGCACAUCGUUGACGGCGGCCACGACAUGUACGACUAUGGCAACUACAUGUCGGUCUCGAUCGGCGACAGCGAUUACGGGAGCUACCUCACUUACAACCAGCAGUGCGGCUCCGCUCCCAUCGAUGGCGACCCUGUGCCGUACUCAACGUGCAUGUACCCACACGCCUCUUUCACGCUCAUGUACACCCAGGUCCAUGCCACCUCAACAGCUCCCAGCAACUCGGUCACGGGCUUCCGGACGACGGGCAACAAUGGCGCCGAUGGUCACGGCAGCAAGCACGGCACAGGGUCGACCACGCCGCUGACGUCGGCCUCGGGCAGGUUCCAGGCGCACUACACGAAGGUUUAUUCUGCGGGUGACCCGAGUAUCAACCACCUCAUCGUCUACUCGAGCAGCGACCAGACCGCAUCGCACUCCUACUCUGCGUCGACUGACAGCGACGUGGACACCGUGACGUUCGGCGAGCCGCAGCACAAGGUGGUGUAUCUGCUGUGGGCAGGAACGAGCGGCUACAACUUCCCGACUAGCGACUUUCAGUCGGGGUGCUACCCAUCCGAGCCCCCAACGAAUCUUUGCUACUCGAAGUCCCUCCAUGGUGCGUCUUCUUACACCUUCCACUCCCGGUGCGACAACAAGGGCGCCACACUUACGCUCAUCCAGCUCAGCAAUGGCUACAAGCUUGCUGCCUACACAUCGAUCCCGUGGACCUCACGAUCUGGCUAUGGAACCGGCACCUCGUACAUCGCCUCGAUCACUCGCAAUUCGUGCCACCAGAACCGAUACUCGCAAUAUCAGAUCUACGACCACAACAUGUACGGGCCGACCUUUGGUGGUGGCCACGAUAUCUACAUCAAUUCUAACAUGAACGGGGGCUACUGCAAUUACCAUAGCUAUUAUGGGGCUGGCAGCAUAAUAUGCGGGUCGUAUAGCUCGUGGUCGAUCACUGCGCUCGAGGUGUACUCCACCGAGGCUUAG